This is a messenger RNA of Hyla sarda, 1465 nucleotides long. It is a transcript of the gene C3H6orf120, whose product is annotated as chromosome 3 C6orf120 homolog. The transcript has 3 exons. Bases 280 to 840 code for a protein of 186 amino acids. The record is from RefSeq and is a predicted model, not a curated record. Lineage: Eukaryota; Metazoa; Chordata; Amphibia; Anura; Hylidae.
CAUGACGCCACAGCACUUCCUGUGCCCUCCGCCCUCCCCUUAUAGAUAAUAGUACUUCCUGUCAGCGGGCUCUGACAGGCCGGGCUGUGGGCGCUCGCCCCUCUAUGAAAAGCUAUAAAUGUCGGUCAGAGGUGGGUCCUAACUCCGUUGUUCUAAAGGAGUACUUUGAUCAGCCUUGAAGGUGGCUGCCUUAUUAACCUACAGAAAAUAUGAUGAGGUGAUUGCUUACCUGACUAUAUCCUAAACUUCUAUAAAACAGAAUAGAGGUUCAGUAGAGCAAUGGUGACCCACUGGGAAAAGGGCCUUCUGACACUGUUUGCAUUGUGCACUUUGUCCUCCAUUGAAUGUUUCACAGAAGAUGAAAUACCAGAGGAGUGGAUGCUCCUCCAUGUGGUCCAGGGACAAAUAGGUGCUGGAAACUACAGUUACCUGAGACUUAACCAUGAAGGAAGAAUCAUACUGGAGAUGGAGAGCCUGAAAGGUGAUGCAGAUAUUUAUGUUUCUUCUUUAAGCCUUAAUCCCAAUUUUGACGAGUAUGAGCUCCAGUCUACAACGUGUGGUCUGGAUGUAAUCAUUGUCCCCGAUCAUUUCAGCCGCCCAGUGGGAAUCGGAAUUUAUGGGCAUCCAUCCUAUCUGGAGAGUGAGUUUGAAAUUAAAGUAUACUAUGAUAGAACUAUUCAGGAGGAUCCAUUUGCCGAAGCUUCUUACAACCCUGAAGAACUAGAGGAAAGCCAAAAGCCUCAAAAACAAGCCCCAAAGGAUACAUCUCAGGAGGAGGAAUCUAUGCUACGAACUAUUCUAAUAGGAAUUCUCAAGAUUGUUCUAGAGAUACUUUUCUAAGUGCUAUUAUUUCAUUCUAUGUACCCAAAGUUACAAGAACUGGAAUCUUAAAACAAUAAAGGACAAAGUUCAGGAUGUAAAAGGCAAAUCAGCAGCUUUUACUGUUUUCUGUAUUUUAUAAAAAGAAAUCAUCGGAAAACAGACCAAAAAUGAUUCUAGAGAUCAACUUCUCCCUUUACAGUUAUGGUUAGUGAAAUAAUUGCACUCCUGUUCAUUAACCCAUGCUGGGUGACUGUGUCUUUAAGAAGCUGUCCGAGCAAAACAAAAUCUCAGUGGUGUUUCCUCACUAGUACGUCAUCUGACUAAAGUGUUACACUAUACCAUAGCCCAGGGUUAUGUACAUCUGUAAAGGGUGCACUAAUUGUGAUCCAGAUAGAUUUCUAAAUAGGACAUUAAUUUCACCUUUUAAAGGUGCAAGAUCUAACUUUUUGGAGCAGUAAUGUGGACUACUAUUUUUUUAUCAAUAUAAAUUUCUUACCAGUUUUACCUGUAUAAGGAAUUUGUUAAUGCAGGAAUUUUAUUUAACAAGGGAAGGGCAAAAAGCUAUCUUUAGCUGUCCAAAUUUUUGCGCGGACACUCUUUGAAAAUAAAACAUUACUAGCUGCCAUUGUUCUUGUGUCUUUCA